Molecule: messenger RNA, 2727 nt
Organism: Thyridium curvatum
Lineage: Eukaryota; Fungi; Ascomycota; Sordariomycetes; Thyridiales; Thyridiaceae
Exons: 10
Coding region: 1-2727 (908 amino acids)
Biological process (GO): protein phosphorylation
Molecular function (GO): protein kinase activity; ATP binding
Source: RefSeq, a predicted model, not a curated record
AUGAACAUCGACUGGCUCUUGGACGGCGGCUACCUGCCCCACGCCGUCAUCCGCGUGGGCAUCCGCCGGCAGCUCGCCGACCGGCAGCGGUCCAUCGCGUCGAGCUCGCACGCCGAGGCGCUGGCGCGCAAGCUCUCGUUCGUGCGGGACCUGCGGUCGCGGCCCAUCGCCGUGGAGACGGCGACGGCCAACAAGCAGCACUACGAGGUCGGCACGGGCGUGCUGCAGGCCUGCCUGGGCCCGCGCAUGAAGUACUCGUCCUGCCUGUACCCCACGGGCAGGGAGACGCUGGAGCAGGCCGAGGUGGCGAUGCUCAAGAGCUACGUCGACAAGGCGGGCCUCGUGGACGGCAUGGAGAUCUUGGACCUGGGUUGUGGCUGGGGUUCAGGAGCGCUCUAUUUCGCCGAGGUGCUACCUGGGGCCAAGGUUACAGCCUUUUCCAACUCGAGGACCCAAAAGCUGUAUAUCGAUGAGCAGGCCAAAAAGAAGGGCCUCACCAACCUGACCGUCAUCACCGGCAACGUAGUCGACUAUGAGUUUGAAAAGGGCCGCUUCGACCGCGUCGUAUCGAUCGAGCUGUUCGAGCACAUGAAGAAUUACGAACUGCUCAUGGCCAAGGUGUCCAGGGCUCUGAAGCCCGGCGGGAAGCUGUUUGUGCACAUCUUCUCCCACAAGUCUGAUCCUUACAACUACGAGGAGGGCUGGAUGACGGAGCACUUCUUCACUGGGGGCACAAUGCCGUCCGCGGAUCUGCUGCUCUACUUCCAACGAGACCUCAAGCUCGAGGAUCAGUGGUGGGUCAACGGACAGCAUUAUUCCAAGACCUGCGAGAGCAACGGUGCGCCUCGGAACGACAGUCCCGAGCCCUCGACGUACUCUCCCCGAUGCCAUCUCCCGAGUGAUGUCUUUUCACGCAUCGCCCUUCGUGCCCACUCUCGACGCGCUUCUUGCGUAAAGAAGUUAUCGACCGCGAGGCUGCGGAAUCAUCCCCACGAGCGACUACGUUGUGGCGGCCCAGCCCUCGGCCCUGGACUGCCCACUCUCAGCAGCGCUAUGGAUCCCUCCCAGCCGACAUCGCCGCGCACCUUUGCGCGGCAACACCAGCGACCCAAAUCCAGUUACCAGGGUUGUUCGAAGCUACAGGACUACGAGCUUCUUGGCAAGCUUGGAGAAGGCACAUUCGGUGAGGUUCAUCGCGCAAAGUCAAGGCGGACCGGCGGACAUGUUGCGCUCAAAAAGAUCAUCAUGCACAAUGAGAAGGACGGUUUCCCUAUCACUGCUCUACGAGAAAUCAAGCUCCUGAAGCUCCUCUCCCAUCGCAAUGUCUUGAGUCUCGAGGAUAUGGCUGUCGAUCAUCCUCCCAGUCGCACGGAUAAGAAAAAGCGCCCUGUUAUGUACAUGGUGAUGCCGUACAUGGACCAUGAUCUUUCUGGUCUCCUCGACAACCCCUCCGUCAAGUUCACCGAGCCACAGAUCAAGUGUUACAUGAUGCAGCUUUUAGAGGGCCUCAAGUAUCUUCACGAAAAUCACAUAUUACAUCGCGAUAUGAAGGCGGCGAACCUGUUGAUCAACAACAAGGGCAUACUGCAAAUUGCGGAUUUUGGACUGGCCAGGCACUACGAUGGCCCUGUUCCGGUACCAGGCCACGGAGGGGGUGAGGGCAAGCGAGACUACACGAGCCUGGUUGUGACACGCUGGUACAGGCCUCCCGAGCUGCUCUUGUUCCUUAAGAAGUACACCACAGCAAUUGACGUCUGGGGUGUCGGCUGUGUCUUUGGCGAAAUGCUCCGAGGAAGGCCCAUCCUGACUGGCGAGAGUGACGGUCACCAACUCGAACUCAUCUGGGACCUGUGCGGUAGUCCAACUGAUGAGAACAUGCCCGGCUGGAAGCAGCUUCCUGGAGGCGAAGGCAUGACCCCGCGGCGGCGGUCUGGUAACCUUUCUGAGAAAUAUCGAGACUACGGUCCACAAGCAGUCUCGUUGAUGAAGGAGUUGCUGAAACUGGAUUGGAAGUCUCGGGUCAAUGCCAUGGACGCUCUGCAACAUCCUUAUUUCCGCACACCGCCGCUCCCGGCAAAUCCAGGAGACAUCCCAACUUUCGAAGACUCCCACGAGCUGGAUCGUAGAAAGUUCCAUGAUCGGCGAGCGAAUCUUCCUCCAGCACCUAGGGGCGGUACUGUUGGUAGAGGUCAUCUCGAAGGGGCUGGAGGUGCUAACCCCGGCUUUGCCGAUGAUGGCUUCGGUCGAAACGGCAUACACAGCGGCCGACAUCAUCACGGUGGACAUCCUCCUCCUGAGCGCGCCCCUAGGAACGGCACUUAUGGAACCGAUGAGCGGCGGCCUGCCUGGGCUAGGGACCGAGCACCCCACGGCCUACCUCCCAGACCACCACCGCCGGCUGAUCCCUAUCCCAACGGUUGGGAUGCGGACCACCCCGACUCCUUUAGAGAUAGAGAUAGGCCGCCAAGGGGCCGGCCGGGAGGCCCUGGCGGUGCCAGCAGGGUAGAUGUCGACACCUACAUACCCAGUUACCGUGGCGAGCCAGGCCGAGAGAGGCCCCCGCCGCCACCUCGGGAUGAUCGCCGGCGCCGCGACAACCGGGACGACCCGUGGCACGGGCGCGAACACCCGCGGGAGCGUGGCGGGUACGACGAGCGGGAGCGGUCGAGCAGGACGAGGAGCCGGUCGCCGAUGCGGGAGAGGGAACGGGACAUGCGACGAUAUUAG